AUGAUGUUUCGUAUGCCAUCUUUUCUUUUAAUGUCUAUAUCUCAGGAUGUCGAAAAAAAUCCCACGUUUAAUUAUGUGCCUAUCGUGCAGCUAGAGAAUUCCAGCAUGGACUUCAUACGUGAUCUUAUGCAUUCAGAUUAUUGGAUUGUUCACUUAUUAUCGUUCUCAUUUAAUUCCAGCCAUUAUUUGCCACUCACAAACUCAUAUCCUCAUCAAGGACUAUUGCCAUCGGAUCUUUAUGUCGAUCAUGAUCAUAUUCUUUUACCGCUUCCUAACAAUACAAUCGAUUGGUAUUUAAUAUCAUCUACGAAUGUAAACAUGCCAAAUGUUUUACCUUCGCCGUUCAAUCGAAUCAAUCUAUCGACGACAACGACGAGCAGUAGCACAGCAACAGCAGUAGCAGCUAUCCAAAAGUCCAUGUCAGUGAGCGAAAUGUUACCCUUGGUAUUUGUUCUUUCAACUAUUGUUAUUCUGUGCAUAUGUGGUAAUAUUCUUGUUAUUCUCUCUGUCUUUACAUUUCGACCACUACGAACUGUACAAAACUUUUUCAUUGUUUCGCUGGCGUUCUCCGAUAUGUUAGUUGCUGUCAUAGUAAUGCCAUUUCAUAUUGUUACCCAUAUACUCAAACGAUGGAUAUUCGGACAAAUUUUCUGUCAAAUAUUUGUCACCUCUGAUGUCCUUCUCUGUACUUCAUCAAUAUUGAAUCUUUGUGCUAUAGCGCUGGAUCGCUAUUGGGCUAUCAGUGAUCCGAUACAGUACGCACGGCAACGUACCAUACGACGUGUACUUCUGAUGAUUUUCAUCGUUUGGGCAUUGUCGGCAACAAUAUCUAUCCCGCCGAUCAUCGCUACUAUUCUCGGCUCACAUGAAUUACAAAAUUUUAAUGAACUACAACAGUGUGAAUUGUCCACUAAUAAAGCUUAUGUUAUCUAUUCUGCUUGUGGUUCAUUCUAUAUUCCUGCCUUAAUUAUGACUGUGGUCUAUGCUGAAGUUUUCAUCGAAACAAGAAAACGUUUUCGUGAACGCGCCAAAGCUGCCGAGAAAUUAGCCAAUGCCACUCGUGCACACAAAAGUAGUACGAUGACGAGUUGUUUAAACGAACAAUUUCAACAUACGAUUCAUCAAAGUUUAAGUUCACCAAUUAUUAAUCCCACAGCUUGCCUUUUGAAAUAUUCAGCUUCAAAUGGGAGUGGAGUCGAGAAUUUCAGUAGCGAUGAUAUGGAAGAAAUGUUAUGUCUCCAACAAGAAUAUGUUAAAACAGUUGCAUCGUCUAGUCUUAGUCACAAUGAUAAUAACAACACGUUGAUAAAUAACAAUGGUGUUCAAUCUCAACAAUCGGAAACGAAUCAUUCACAAAAUUCUUUAAUAAUUAAUACUGAUGAAAAUCGAAUGUUUCCGAUGAUUGGUGAUUCUCUGACAAAAAACAACGGUUCAACGAUUCCAACGCCAAGUCCAGUAUCCGCUCCUGAAUGUAUCUGUGAGACACAUGAAGAAAUUCAACAGCAAAGUGUGUCGAUUCAAACAGGUAAAGUGACAAGAAAACUCAAAUAUUUUCCGUUAAAAUUCCCGUCAAGAGAAAACAAUCGAAAGACCUUGUUCAAAGGCAAAAGUUUAGCCACAUUAAUGCAUGAACGACAGAAAAUCUCUUUGACCAGAGAACGUCGUCUUUCACGAACACUUGGCAUUAUCAUUAGUGUGUUUCUUCUUUGUUGGUUACCAUUUUUCGUUGUUUAUAUCCUAUCAGCAUUCAUUGAUAUGCAUCUGUACAUCAAAGAACCAGUUCCAACACUGAUACUUUGGCUUGGCUAUGUCAAUAGUGCUGUUAAUCCACUGAUCUACACGAUAUUUAAUGUCGAAUUUCGUACUGCGUUUAAACGACUGUUGUUUCCUAAUAUGGUGAAAAGAGCGACAAAACGUCGAUACACGACGGAACAUAGUAGGAUCAUGCAAAAUUAA
Molecule: messenger RNA, 1956 nt
Organism: Adineta ricciae
Lineage: Eukaryota; Metazoa; Rotifera; Eurotatoria; Adinetida; Adinetidae
Source: the annotation of a GenBank genome assembly